Molecule: messenger RNA, 1053 nt
Organism: Mesorhabditis spiculigera
Lineage: Eukaryota; Metazoa; Nematoda; Chromadorea; Rhabditida; Rhabditidae
Source: the annotation of a GenBank genome assembly
AUGAGCCGUCUCAUCGGCCUUCUGGCCCUGCUGGCCUUGGUGGCCGCCCAGGAGGACCCCAACCAACCCAUCGUCAUCCGCCUCGAGCCCCAGCCGCGCAAGCCAAAGUUCUUGGAGGAGGUCUCGGCCCCACGUGCCAUCCAGCCACCCCCAAUUGCUGGCGGCAUGGAAGUGCCACCACGGCCAGUCGAAACGGCCGCCCCGCCGAUGGUUGCCGCCCCGGUGACGCAGGAAACCGGAGUGUCCGACGCCCUGUCGCAGUCGCUGCCCAACCUGCUCGGAACCGGACCCCAGGCUCGUGGCGGAAACGGCCCCACCCACGCUGGACUUCCCCGUAUCCCCGGAAUUCCCCUACUCCCCGGCGGAAUCCCACGAAACCAAGAAGGCCAAAUCGACGUCGUCAGCCUGAUCGGCCAAGUCACCCGCCGAAUCUCCAACGGCACCACCCUUGCUGAUGUUCUUCCGCCAGAGCAGCUCCAGACUCUUGCCGACAACGUCACCGACGCCCUGCUCCCCUCUACUCCCGAGAAGUUCGAGCUCCCCAAAUUCAUGGGCCGCUGGUUCGAGGGUAUCAAUUCGCCACGUGCUAGCGAGCAACGAUGUGUUGUCCACCAUUACGGAGGCCUCACCAAGAACGACAAGACCGCCACGUUCACCGCCCUGAAGAUCUACCGCGAGGGCAGCGAGUUCGGCCCGGUCAAGUACUCGAUCGGAUAUGCCUUCCGCGGCGGAAACAAGGACGCCAUGCUUCAGCUGCACUCUUCCGAGACGAGUGAUGCUCAGCCUUUCUGGGUGUACAAGCUCGGCCCCGAGGGCAAGGAUCCGUUCGGCAACUCGCAGUACGAGUACGCGAUUGUGUCCAACUGGGUGAAGUACCCGGUUACGGUGCUUGUGCGUGACCCCGAUACCUUCAAGAAGAAGUACGAGAAGGAGGUGCUGCGCUGGUUGGAAGAUCAGGGCUUCAUCAACGGCUUCGUCCGUGCCUUCAACCUCCUCCAGCCCGCCUCGUACUCCUCGUGCCAGUACGCCGACUCGACCUUCGAGGUGUUCGGC